AACCAAGUUUCUUAUGUUCAGUUACUUGCAUACUACUAUAUCACCCUAAAACAAGAGAACCCUUUCUUCUCGGGUUUUAAAAGAAAGAACAAAAAAAUGGAACCUGUUCAAUUGAUUUCUGAAGAAUGGGGUUCUCUUUGUGGAUUUCACACAACUGAAGAAGCUGACUUCAUGGCUCAGUUGUUUGGUUGCAACACUUUAGUCACAGAAAAGCACUGUGGAAAUACCACUCUUGGCUUUUGGCCUGGGCAUGAUGAGUCCACAAUAGUGGCCAUGACAGACACUAAUAGCAACUCAUACCUUCCUCCAAACGUUACAGAUACUAAUUUUUUGUGUUUCUCACAAGGGAGUAGCUCCAGUACUGAUAAUAGUGGUAAUAAUAUCUUUUCCAUUACAAGUAGUGGAGCCUACUCCUGUGAUCCAGAAGCAAACUUUGAUUCUGUGUCCAUGGUUUUGUGCCUUGGAGAUGCCAAAUUUAGUCCCCAUAGUUUUCAAUGUGAUGACAACUCAAGCCAACAGAUAAAUGAAAACACUGAUGAAGAGUCAAGUCUAGACCCAUGGAAGUUGGCUAUUGCUGACAAUAAUUUGCAGGCUAAGAGGGAGUAUGAAAUGAUGGUUUCUGAACCUGUAGAAGUGGAUAGAAGCAGAAACCUGGAGAACCUAGCAAAAAGACUAAAGAGUUCAAUAGAGGUUUCAAAAACAUUGAGGAGUGCUAAAUCAGGGAAAAAUUCAAAAUCUGCUUCAGUGAGCAACGAUGAAGAUGAUAGAAGCUUGAGCCUCCAAGCCCAAAGGAAUAGCUGUUUUUCACAGAGUGACUCUAAUGCUUAUCUGGAGCCAAAUGGAGGGGCAUCAAAAGAUCCUGCACCUCCCAAUUUGCAUAGAAAAUCAAGAGCAACUACCGGUGCUGCCACUGAUCCACAGAGCCUCUAUGCAAGAAAGAGAAGAGAAAGAAUAAAUGAAAGGUUGAGAAUACUGCAAAAUCUUGUUCCCAACGGAACUAAGGUGGAUAUCAGCACCAUGCUUGAGGAAGCUGUCCAAUACGUUAAGUUUUUACAGCUCCAAAUUAAGCUUCUGAGCUCUGACGAUCUGUGGAUGUAUGCUCCAAUUGCUUACAAUGGAAUAAACAUUGGACUAGACCUCAGUAUUUCUCCAACUAAAGGAAUAUCAAUGUGAUAGCAUAGCAAUUGAAGAGGAUAUAAUAUUUCAUUAACUUAAAUUGCCACUUUAUGAUGUUUUUGUUAACUCAUUUGUAUAAUGGGGUUGAAUCCUUCAAACUAUGGUCGGGAUUAAUUAAUCAAACAAGCCCUUUCGAGAAAAGAGAUAUUAAUUUGAGUUAACUUGGUAAUUCCUUAAGCAAACAAUUUGGAGGAGUAGAAUAUCCGCACA
Molecule: messenger RNA, 1386 nt
Organism: Glycine soja
Lineage: Eukaryota; Viridiplantae; Streptophyta; Magnoliopsida; Fabales; Fabaceae
Product: transcription factor bHLH84-like
Exons: 5
Coding region: 97-1173 (358 amino acids)
Biological process (GO): regulation of DNA-templated transcription
Molecular function (GO): DNA-binding transcription factor activity; protein dimerization activity
Source: RefSeq, a predicted model, not a curated record